Messenger RNA from Oikopleura dioica, 2832 nucleotides. NCBI's taxonomy places the organism in Eukaryota, Metazoa, Chordata, Appendicularia, Copelata, Oikopleuridae. The record is from the annotation of a GenBank genome assembly.
AUGCUUGUCGGUGACAGCACCACUACAGAAGGAGUGAAUACCGAAAGUCUCGAGCGGCAGGAGUUUGCCAAUCGACUGGCUCAGCAAAACUCCGCGUUGCACAGCUUGGGUUGUUUACCAGACAGUCCGGGAGGGAAUAACAGAUUUGGGCAGACAGGGACGCUGGAAGGGCUGGAAGAGCUGAAAGAAGUCGUUGAGGAGAUUCGAAAAAGCGAGAGCGAAAAAUCGAAAUCGACCGAGAAAUCUAUCGACAGCGAAAAAAGCGAAAGCAGCGAUUUUGAAAUUCAAAAUUCCGAAAAAGCUGAAAACGAAUCGAGCAAUACUGGCUCCAUCUUCUCCGACGCCACCGAAUCGACCGAGAAAAAUGAGAAUUUGUCGGUUUCCCCUUCGAUUGAGAACGAUUCUAUCGAGUCCGAUACGCUCAAGGAAGAUAGUGAAUUGACGAAUUCGGAGAAGAAGAGUGAAAACGGAGGAAUGGAAAUGGACUCACUUCAGCCGGUGACUGUUCAAAAUGUCGACGAGUCAAUCACAGAAGCAACAGAAAUUGGAGAAGCUGCAGGAACUCAAGGGAUCGGCGUCGACUUCCUUGAGCCUUAUGUCGAAGCGAAAUCUGAUUCAGAGGCAAUCAGUCAAAAUCAGUCUCAAUUAGAAAAGGAGGACGAAGAGAAAUCUUUGAGCAUCGAUGAUCUUUUGGGCCUACAACCACAGAAAGACGAAUCAAUCUUUGAAACUCCAAAAUCAGCGUCUGUUUCUGAAAACGAAGAAAACGAUGCUUUCGAAAUCGUCAAAUCAGAAUCAACUAGGAAAUUACAAGCUUCAGAGGAGCCGCAGAAGACAGAAGCGACAAAGGCCAUCGACGAUCUCGAUGAAAAGUCUCAAUCGUUGCGUUCUUUGUCAGUUUCGAUAGCUGAUAUUCCACCGGAAGACUUUGGCAAAACUCACGAAAUCUCGCUGGCGGAUAGUUCUCUCGCCGAACUUCUCAAUUUGACUCAAGAAGCAUCAAACCAGAAGAAACUAGCUCACACAUUUGAGCCGCAGAAAAAGCCGCAAAAGGUCGAAAAGAUCGAAAAAAGAAUAGACACGAAAGAAGGAUCUAAGACAUCUAGCCACAAGAAGCCCGACUUCAGCCACGUGAAAAGCAGCGGCUACGGAAACGCUACUUACAAGCCUUCAUCCAGCCAACGGCCUCGAAUCUCGCCCCGUUUAGCCGCAAAAGUAGAAGCGGCAAAAGUCGAGAAACGAAAAAAGAGCCAGUUGCGGCUCUCGCAAUCGCAGGGCUUCGCUUCUUCGCUUCAAAAUGACAAAAGUGAAGUUGAAAGUCUGCGCGAACAAUUGGAGCAAGAAAAGAAGCGCGAGCAGGGCUGGGUUCUAUUUUUAACGAAUUUCUUUAUUCAGCGUUUUUUGUAUUUAUCCCAAACAAAAACAGUCGAGCUUUCAAACUACUAUCUGGCAGAGCAAGAACAUCUUCAGCGAGUCCAAAGAGCGAACGAAUUCAGCCAGAAGUUGUAUUUUCCAAGUGAUAAUGGCGAUCAGCAGCAACAAGAAAUUAACAAAGAAAACGAGAAGCUAUUGUCUUCCUAUCAGCUCGAGAACGAAAAAUUGUAUCUCAGAAAUAAAGAACUGGAGCUGAAAAUAACCGAGUUACGAACAAGCACAACUCAUGGCUUGUCUCAAGAAAACGACACAAUUGACCGACUUGAAAACUUACUGAAAAAAGAAGAGACUCUUCGCCGAAACACAGAAGUCGCCGCCCGAGAAGCUAAUCGACAACGAGACGAGGAGCGACGAAAAGUUGCGCAGCUCGAGGAUGAACUGCGAAUUUCUCGGAACAGCGUCGAAAGUGAAAGUUUAGUUGCUCGGAGAUUGAGAGAACAGCUCAAUUCGAAAGAAAAAGAAGUAACGGACCUGAUGAAGCAGCUCUCCGUCACUUCUUCAUCGGCAAACAACGUCUCAGAAAAGAUCGAGCAACUGAGCAUGACGAAAAAUGAUGAGAUCAAAAAGCUCACCAUCGAGUUGGGCAAGUGCAAAGCAGAGCUUGAUUUUCUGUCGAAAAAUCAGAACAAAUCAAAGUCGAAGAUGAACUCCUUUGCUUGUCAAUUCGAUAAUGAUUCCUCGAGCAGCGCUUCCAGUAUUCUGGACGAGAAGAAAAUUCGGCAGCUCAAAGAUGAAGCGGGCACCCUGAAGCGAGAGAAGCGCGAUUUAUACAGUCAACUGCACGAACUCCGCGAAAAAGCCGGUCGAUUGGACAUAGCAGUAGAAAGCCACGAGUUCGAAAUGGAAAAGCUGACUCAAGAAAACGCUAGAAUCCGGUUGAUUGCAGAGCGCGUUCCGCUGCUAGAAUCAAAGCUUGCUCGAGCGGAAGAAAAUUGUCAAAAUUCGGUGGAACUUGAAAACCGACUUCAAGCGUCAAUCGAAGAUAGAAACGUGUUUGAGGAGCGAUACUUGAAGAGCGUCGAAUCGGUGAAACAAGCGCAAGCUGAAAUUGAUGCCCGACAGCAGCUGGUUGUGGAUAUGCAUAAACAGUGCCAGAAUUUCCAGCGAGCGGCGAAUAAUAUUCUGAAAGAAAGAACAGCUGCGCAAGUGGAGUUGGAGAACAUGCGAAUAGAACUAGAGCUCGUCCGUCAAAAUAGCUUACCAGAAAACUUGUCACAUUUCGCAAAAAAACUGUCAGAAAUGGAAGCUGCAAACGCGCAGAAAGAAGUGCGCUUGAGAAAAAUCAUGCAAGGCGAGGAUUCGCCAUUAAUGCGAAAAGAAGCGAUGGUCGACCAAACAGACACGAUCAUCAAUCUCAAGACGACGCUCAAUGCGAAAAACAACCAGUUCAACAAGUAA